Messenger RNA from Melanotaenia boesemani (Boeseman's rainbowfish), 4697 nucleotides. RefSeq names its product 7SK snRNA methylphosphate capping enzyme-like. The transcript has 5 exons. The record is from RefSeq and is a predicted model, not a curated record. Gene Ontology annotation, molecular function: snRNA binding; O-methyltransferase activity; RNA methyltransferase activity. Gene Ontology annotation, biological process: snRNA modification. NCBI's taxonomy places the organism in Eukaryota, Metazoa, Chordata, Actinopteri, Atheriniformes, Melanotaeniidae. The coding region runs from base 446 to 2605 and encodes 719 amino acids.
ACCAGCUUGCGGGCUUUGGAGAUCUCCGCCCCAGUCAUAUUGGGCUACAGCUCGGAGCCCGGAUGCGCCGCCAUGCCGACUCUGUCAGCAAAUGGAAUAAUUUAUUCACCAACCUGCCUGACGCUGGCCGACUAGAGUUGACUAAAGAAGUAAACGAAGCAGACAGGGAGACACAGACGCUUUUCACGUGUACAGAGCUGCGCAGAAUAUAUAUACGCGCCCAUGCUCAUGUUACUUACAUGUGUUGAGUUUAUGUAGACACUUGUGUGCUAGCUACGCUAACGUUAGCUCGAGCGGAGGGAGUGCGGGGUAGUGACAGCCCGGCCGGAGGCGGGGAGAACUGAACUGCGAGGUGAGACUGUUAUUUUGAUGGUGACUACACGGCUGACUGCACGCGGACCCAGAAACACUUCAAUGCCUUCAUCAGCUUUGGAAAAUAAAGCAGAUGUCUUUUGACGAGGAUACUGCAAAAACUGGCCGUCCACAAUCCAGUUCAGCGUCAUCUCUGCAGCUCUCCGAUUGUACUGGAGGCUACAGCAGUGUGUCUGUGAUGAUGGAGGGAGAGGCAGUCACCCCUGACUUUGCAGCUGCUUGUCCUGUCCUAGGUACUGCAGCCUCUCCAAAACACACCAACAUAGAGAGCACUGAACAGAGAGCCACAACAAAUGAAAACAGCAUUAAUCGUAGAAACAGCUUCCAGCAUUCUAAACAACAGCAACAAACAAAACUAACAAAGCGGCGCUACACUGCAAGUUCUAGUUUCAAACAUCCGACAUCUGGCAAGAGGAGGCGAAGGGCUAACUCUGAAAGUGACUCCGUCCUGCCAACCAACUUCCUCUUGGGUGGCAAUAUUUUUGACCCACUGAAUCUUAACAGCCUGCUGGAUGAGGAGGUCAACAGGGCGCUUAAUGCAGAGACGCCAAAAUCCUCCCCGCUGCCAGCAAAGAGUCGAGACCCUGUUGAGAUUCUCAUCCCCAGAGACAUCACAGAUCCACUGAACCUGAACAGCGGCAUAGCUGACAGCAACUUUUUGGUGUCUCCCUACAAGAGUGGAGGAAGAAAAAGGCACCGCAACAGACAUCAUGGAGGAGCAGGAGGCGGAGGAGGUGGGAGUGGGAUAUCAAUCACACAGAUGAACCUCUCAGAAUCAGGUAAAAGUGAGGUCAAUACUAGCAGCUCCGCACAGCUUCCAGUUAUGCUGGAUUCUUGUUCAGCACUAGAUUCCUCCAAAGAGUCCGACAAUUUUUCAAGUGUCACAGGGGAGUUGCAUGAGCCCACGGCUGACAGCUCAUCCAGCUGUAAGGAAGAGGUAACAUCUGUAUCUGUAGAAGAUUCUUCUUCUGCCCUAUCAGGGGGACCAUACCAGCACACAAGCAGACGCAAGCGAAGGCGUAACUCAGGCAAAAUGGAGCCCCCCGUCAUCCACUCUACUCCCAUUAGUAAGUCAGGAUGUGAAGUCAGGAGUUUUGGUACAGGAGGAUCAAGAAAUUCCUUUCACACACCAAGAGGUGGUUCCAAAACAGGUUCAGGACUUCGCCAGCACCAGCAGCCCCACAGUCAGGGAAAGGUACAUCAGAAGAAGUUCCAGUAUGGGAACUACAACAAGUAUUAUGGCUAUCGCAACCCAGGCACUAGUGAAGACCCUCGUAUACGUGUACUUCGUCGAGAAUGGUUUGAGGGUAAAGAUGUUUUGGACUUGGGGUGCAACUCUGGCCACUUAACACUCUACAUUGCCAAAAAUCUUAGACCUGCACGGAUAUUGGGUCUCGAUAUUGACAAUAGUCUGGUGCAUGCAGCUCGUAAGAACAUCAGACAUUAUCUGUCUGAGCUACAAACCAAGGAAGCCAGGAGUGUUGUGCAGGGGAAGGAGACUACUAAACAGGAGGAGAGGAAUGGAAAUGAAAGUCACACAGGCACAGAAAAGAAGCACAAUGACAUGGAGAGCGGGGAUGAAAACGGGAAAGCAGGGAAAGGACAAAGAGACCCUGCAGAGGCUGUAAAUGACAAUGACUCCUGCCACACAGAUGAGACGAGCACCCAGAGGCAGGACAGCAAAACAGAGGAAAUGGAGCAAGAAGAUUGCGAUGCACCCCCUGCUGAUCACUCUGUGAGCUGCACUUUUCCAGUGUCCCUGCGAAUCUCCAGAGGACCCAUUGCUGCACCCCUACUGACAGAAGCAUCCACAGUUAAGCCUGGGGAGUUCCCCUCCAAUGUGUCUUUCAUCAAGGCCAAUUACGUUCUGGAGAGCGAUAAUCUUCUUCUGACUCAGAGACCAGAGUAUGAUGUGAUCCUGUGCCUCAGCGUUACCAAAUGGGUUCACCUAAACUGGGGGGACAGCGGCCUCAAGCGGCUCUUCAAGCGGGUUUACAACCACCUCCGUCCUGGGGGCAUGUUCAUCCUGGAGCCACAGCCCUGGGAGUCCUAUGUGAGGAGAAAGAAGCUGACGGAUAAUAUAAACAGGAAUUUUAAAAGCAUCCGACUCAAACCUGAGCAGUUUUCAUCAUACCUUACAACCGAGGUAGGCUUCACCAGAUUUGAGCACCUUGGAGCCCCCAAGUGUUCAGCAAGAGGUUUUCAGAGGCCAAUCUACGUUUAUCACAAAUGACCUCUGCUGCCUUUGACACCAUUGAAUGUGAGUAGCCGAAACCACCAACAUCAGUUAAGCCAGGCAGCUGCACUGGACUGCAAGGACUCGUCCUUAACCGUUAACUAUUUAUGCUGAUGAUGGAAAUCUAAGGAAAAGAGCAGUUGGACCAAAAGUGAAAUAAAUUUAAUAAAUCUAAGAUGUAUCAUCCUCUGACAAAUACUGUAAAAAGUAUGGAGGAAACUUCCAAGUUUGGCCAGACAGUGGAAGAUGUGCUCAUCUGAUUCUUUGAACUAUCCAAGCGUUAAUGAUGCUCCACACUGAUGCAUGGCCAUACCUUGUUGUGCUCAAAUAUCUUUGGUCAUUUUUCAUUGCUUUAUUAACCGUUGCUCUGUGCAACCACCGUGUCAUGACACAACAUGCAUCUCGGGCCUGGGCGAAUAAGACUAAUUUAUCUGGUUGUUAUAUUUACUUACUCUCAGUGGUAUAAUCAUCAGAUUUGUUAUACAUUUGGAAUAUAAAGCUGAAAAGCAGUCGAGAAGCCACAACAAAGUGCAGGAAACAUGUUUUGAUCUGCCGUACCAUUAAUGCUGUUAGUUUAUGAAUAUUACCGACGGCAUGGAAGUCAUACCUUUCUGCUUAAAUAUGUACAUCAUAUUUUAAGCCUUAAACAUCGUUGCAGUAAGCUUGAAUCUGCAUAAAUUUAUGUGGAGUCAAAUAAAAAUUGCCACAAAGUCAGUGUGACACUAACAGGAAAUUUGUUUGUCCCAUAUUCCAAACGUAAUAUGUAGCUUGUUUUUGUUCUGUUUUUGCAAAACUUGGUUGAGAGUUCAUUUAACUUGGAUCUGUUGUAGAGCUAAAAACCCUCAGAAGUGAACAGUGGCUUAUCCAAGAAAUACACAUUAGUGAGAAUUGUGAUCUGUAUAUCCAAAUUAUCAGUUUAUAUGCUUUCCCAGGGAUGUUUUGUCUGCUUUACUGUAACAGUCACUAACUUUGACAUUGUUAGGAUAAAUUUAAAAAAAAAAAAGAAAAAAAAGCUGUCCUUAAACACUGUAAUAUAGAUCCUGUCAUGAUAACAUGAUGGUGUAAAACCUGGCACAGGCUGUGAUUCAGAGGCACCGUUAAUGGAGAUAUUAAAGUUAAAAUAUUGAGUAGAAAAAGCAGCUGUCUGGGGCUAUUCUGAUCCUCAAUUAUCUAGGGCCCUGUUAUUUUUGCUGACCAGCCAUUUUGGAAAUAAAAUGUCCCCUACAGUUAAGCCAUAGUCAUACCUUGUGUUUUACAGUCUGUGAGGUGCUGACAAAGGAAACACCUGAGCAGAAAAUGUGAGCAUCUUCAGAGAUGCUGCAGCGUAAUUCUCAGUUUAAUUGGGUCUGGUCGCCACUACGUGAAUUUAAACGGAGCAAAUGACACUUGCAGUGUUUUUUCUAGUUCGACAUGACUUCUGCAACGCUGCAAAACAAUUUACAUUAAUAGAAAAUGGAUUGUUUCUUAAAGGAGACGUUAUCCAUAUGAUUUUUUUUUCUAAGAUUUAAAUAUUAAUAUGCUGUUUGUACUGAAGUGCUGCCAAAACAUUUUAUGGCUUUUCUGCUCUCUACUGGAUAAAUUAUGCCAACAACAUUGUGGUGUUUGACCCACUGAGGACAGAUGAGUUACAAGUUGUCAGUUUUUGUAAUUAUAUAUUUAAUGUUCACUCAGCAUCACUCAUCCACAGCCUUUCUAUUCUAAGUGUCUGGGACAGAAAAUCAUCCCUGGCUUUGUGACUGGUACUUUGCCAUAAUUGGGGAGGAAACGAUGGACAGCAUGGAUGAGAUGUCUCUAUUUCACUGAGUGAUCAAUGUAAAUAAAUUUUGCAAAUCUUAUUUUCAUAUUGUUAACUGCUUUGUGUCAUUUUCAGUUUUUUUUUUAUCCUUGUUUUCAGAUGUUUGCUGCCAAUCAGUCCUUUGUUUUUUACUUGUAUGUAAAGACUUAUUAAUCCAGCUUUGUAACCACCAAUGAAUGUGUACAUUCUUCUGAUGUCUGUGCUUUGUUCUGUCCUGGCAGGCACAUGGAUUGUUAGAUUAGUUCUUUAUUUUGUUUUAAUGAUUUUGUUUUUUUGAUAAAUUGUUUGAAAAGA